Molecule: messenger RNA, 963 nt
Organism: Cladophialophora immunda
Lineage: Eukaryota; Fungi; Ascomycota; Eurotiomycetes; Chaetothyriales; Herpotrichiellaceae
Exons: 2
Coding region: 1-963 (320 amino acids)
Source: RefSeq, a predicted model, not a curated record
AUGGCGUCAAUCCUCCAGCACGCGCGACGAGUGGCAUUCGACAGCCACAAGGGUGAUCAUAUCUCAAGCCAUGCCGUCAGAAAGCUAUCACGAUCGGCGCCAUUGUCCCUAUUCAUUGACGCAUUGGAAGCAGAUGGGUGUGUGAUCGUCAAGGACUUUACCGACAAAGCCACGCUUGAGAAGGCGGACUGGGAGGUACGGCCGUGGCUUGACCAACAGGCAAACGGGGUGAAACUUCCAGCACUUCAAGGCAAAACAAGGACGGUAACCAGACUCAUUGGGAAAAGCGAAACGGUACGGGAGAAGUUCUUUGCCGACCCGCUGUAUCAAGCUUUGUGCGAACAUUUUCUGGCACUUGAGACGACCCAUUAUUACGGCAACAAACCCGUUACGACAACCAGUCACCCGCUUCUCUCAAUCUCAAUUGCAUUUGAUAUCCCUCCGGGAACUUCUGCGCAGGGUCUUCACCGCGACGACAAGAACCACCAUGCUCGCCAUAGCCAUGCCGACAAGUACGCAAAGGGUCGCGACAUGCUAUUAGGACUGUUUGUCCCAGCAUGUGACACAAUCAAGGCCAACGGUGCCACAAGAGUCGUCCCUGGCAGCCAUCUAUGGGGCGAUGAGAUGCCUGACUUUGGUGCCGACGGAACCCGUGGAGUUGUCGACGCAGAGAUGCGCAUGGGCGAGGCGUUCAUCAUGCUGGGCAGUCUUUAUCACGGAGGUGGAUCGUAUGAAAAGCCGCUGGGGACAACAAAAGACGGUGCUAGAGAAAGCAGGACGGUUUAUGCCAUGUUCUCAUGCACUGGCGUGCAUCGGCAGGAAGAGAUAUCAUUUCUGUCAUAUUCGAUCGACGAGGUCAAAACCUACUCAAAGAUUGUGCAGGAACGUCUGGGAUGGAAGCAGAGCGAGCCAAACUUAGGCUGGGUCGACCUGAAGAGCCCAGAGUUCCUGUUGGCGCAAUGA